GCUAAUAUUGCAGCAAAAAAAGAAUACCUGUACAAGAUCCUAGUUAUUGGUGAUCUAGGAGUGGGUAAAACAAGUAUUAUCAAGCGAUAUGUUCAUCAGUUUUUCUCCACUCAAUAUAGAGCUACGAUUGGUGUAGAUUUUGCUCUAAAAGUCAUUGAUUGGAAAGAUUCCAAUUCGGUAGUAAGGUUACAACUAUGGGAUAUAGCAGGUCAAGAGAGAUUCGGAAAUAUGACGAGGGUUUACUAUCGGGAAGCGGUUGGAGCUUUUAUAGUUUUCGAUAUUUCGAGGGCAUCAACAUUUGAUGCUGUGCAAAAGUGGAAGAGCGACUUGGACAGUAAAGUUACCAUCGGAGAAGAUAUGGCUAUACCAGUAGUAUUGUUGGCAAAUAAAUGUGAUAUAGAUAUGGAAAGUCUCGCAAAUUUUCGAGGAACUUUAGAUAAUUAUUGUAAAGAGAAAGGGUUUGCUGGCUGGUUUGAAACGUCUGCGAAAGAGAAUAUCAACAUCGAUGAGGCUGCAAAUUUUUUAGUAUCGAAGGUAUUUAGUUUUAUAAAUUAA
Molecule: messenger RNA, 555 nt
Organism: Trichoplax adhaerens
Lineage: Eukaryota; Metazoa; Placozoa; Uniplacotomia; Trichoplacea; Trichoplacidae
Exons: 5
Biological process (GO): phagosome-lysosome fusion; endosome to lysosome transport
Cellular component (GO): phagocytic vesicle; lysosome; Golgi apparatus
Molecular function (GO): GTP binding; GTPase activity
Source: RefSeq, a predicted model, not a curated record